This is a messenger RNA of Larimichthys crocea (large yellow croaker), 1429 nucleotides long. It is a transcript of the gene gng3, whose product is annotated as guanine nucleotide binding protein (G protein), gamma 3. Gene Ontology annotation, cellular component: heterotrimeric G-protein complex. Gene Ontology annotation, biological process: G protein-coupled receptor signaling pathway. Gene Ontology annotation, molecular function: G-protein beta-subunit binding. The transcript is spliced from 3 exons. The coding region runs from base 300 to 527 and encodes 75 amino acids. The record is from RefSeq and is a predicted model, not a curated record. Lineage: Eukaryota; Metazoa; Chordata; Actinopteri; Sciaenidae.
AGAGUCCUCCCCCCUCCUUCCAUCUGGCAGGUACCACUCACUGGCGAGGGGGGGAUGGUGAUCCUAUCCAUCCACCACAAAUCUAGUGCUCACUGUGGCAGAAUUGCAGUGCGCUGGACUGUACAGAGCAGGGUACCAUCCAGGCUGUUGUCUGUGAGGGGUGGGGUCCGGCUACACCACCACCACCACCACCACUACCACCAUCAUCACCAAACAUAAGCUUUACAGAGGGACACAGAGAGGCAGAAAAAGGAGAGAAGAGGGGGGAAGAUUUCACCUGAAGAGCAAUAUAAUACGGGAUGAAAGGAGACACCCCAGUGAACAGCACAAUGAGUGUCGGCCAAGCCAGGAAGCUCGUAGAGCAGCUGAAGAUAGAGGCUAGUUUCUGCAGGAUAAAGGUAUCAAAGGCAGCCGCCGACCUGAUGGCGUACUGCGACGCACACUCCUGCGACGACCCCCUGAUCACCCCUGUGCCCACCUCAGAGAACCCUUUCAGGGAGAAGAAAUUCUUCUGCGCUCUGCUUUGAGACCAAUCAGGGAUUGUUGUGAUUUGAGAAAAAAAAAAGUACAACUGUACAGUAUGUACAUGUAUGUACAGUGUGUACAUGUACUACCAAUCUAAAUAAGACAUCAAUGUACUAUAGUAACCUUGCAUAAAAGCUGCCGAUGUACAGUACAUAAUCAACUGAACUAAAUUCUUUAACUGCUAACGUCUGUCUCGGUGUUAGAGGGGAAGAACAAACAUAGGAAUCUAAAAACUAAACAUAAACAUUCAAUCAAUAAAGAGUCGAUUAUCGUUAGAAAUAGGAGAAUUUUGCUAUCAUCUGGUUGAAAACAGACAUUUCAUGCUCAUAUAUGUUUACAGGUAACUGCCAAAAAAAAAAAGGAAAACAAUCAGCAUUAAGUGUCUUAACAGGCCCUAUGAUAUGAUUCAUGCAGCAUUUAUCAGCGUUUAAAUGGGCGGCUACAUACCAACAUUACGUCUGUGGAUUAUGGUGCUGCUUCAGGGUCGGUUCUCCUCUUUUAAAUCGUCCAUACAUUUCAAAAUCUGGCAACCGAGGAUGACGUCGAGCCUGUGUUAGGUCAUACUUGAAAUCUCCAUUUGGUGACUAGCUGUAGACAGAGGUGACAACACUCCUCUCCGCCCUUUAGAGCUGCAUCGUCUUGGAUGUUUCCCCGUUUUUGGCGGUUACUUGUAUCUACAGAGGACUACAGCUGUUUAUGAGUGGAUUAUAAUCAUAGAAAUUUAUUUUAAAAAAAGGUUUUAUUAAGCAUUUUUUUUGCUCAUUUCUAUACUGUUGCUGUCGUGUGGAUGUGGAUACGUGUGUGUGCAUAGGUGCUACUGUGAAACUUAAAGCAACAACUCUGAGCAUUUGACCGCCGUCGAAUCGAGAUUUUAUAGUUCAAUAGCACACAGACCCAAAAAAAA